AUGGCAAUCAUUAUGAUGACAGUUCAAUUAAUAAACUGGCAACAUUGCUUUACUCGCUAUCGGUCGUUGCAUCAUCGAUUUAGGCGAAAUGUCCGACAAAAAAAUUAUUCCCGUGGUCAAGGCUGAGGAGGAGGCAGCCGAGGAGGAAGAAAUGGUUGAUGCUCAGUCUCACCUCAGGGAGGUAUGCUCACAGAAGCCUGAUGCCCAGAGCCACUGGGCCAAGUACCAAGAGUGCAAUGACCGCGUCAACUCCCGCUCCCAAACCACAGAGACCUGCGAGGAGGAACUCAUUGACUACUUGCAUGUCCUCGACCAUUGCGUCACCAAGGACCUCUUCAAGAGGUUAAAGUAACUUAAUUUUAAUUCUCUACCCUAAACUGCCACCUACAAUGCCCAAUCUUAUGUUACAUAAUUCUUGAUUUCAUAGAAUUUUCAGGUACAAAGGGUAGAUGUAGUUUUAGCAAAUUUAUUUAUGUACCAAGUGUGAAGAUUGACGAGUUCAUGUUUACUGUUUAUUUGUAAAUAAAUAAUCAUCGUUAA
Helicoverpa zea (corn earworm) is the source of this 540-nucleotide messenger RNA. Its product is annotated as cytochrome b-c1 complex subunit 6, mitochondrial-like. The record is from RefSeq and is a predicted model, not a curated record. The coding region runs from base 89 to 352 and encodes 87 amino acids. Lineage: Eukaryota; Metazoa; Arthropoda; Insecta; Lepidoptera; Noctuidae. The transcript is spliced from 3 exons. Gene Ontology annotation, biological process: mitochondrial electron transport, ubiquinol to cytochrome c.